AUUAGAUUUUACCUGCGGAAUUCGGUACUACAAAUUUCUGGGCGUUUCCAUGGUGACAUCAUGGAGCUGACUGACACGUACUGUUGUUAAUAGUAAAGCAGGAAGAAGAAAGGCAGUCAAGCAGAGAGCGAAGAGAAAGCUAGGAGAGCUUAGAGAGGCGACAUUGUCCAUUCAAGAGUCUCUUCAGAUCUCUAUCCCUGGUUCCAUCAUGAACGUGUUUGACCGCAAUAUCAACAUUGACGCUAUCUUCAAGUUCUCCCAAAUAUCUCAUUCCACCCAGGUGCACUUGAAGAAUGUGUACUCCAGCCUGGCAGUUUGUAUGUUUGUGGCUGCAGCUGGCUCCUACGUCCAUGUCGUCACACGCCUCUUUCAGGGCGGUGUGCUGUCUGUGCUCGGCUCCCUGGGGAUGAUGUUUUGGCUCGCAAUGACGCCUCACAACUCUGAGACAGAGAAGAAGAGACUGGCCAUCCUCGCAGGAUUUGCCUUCCUCACAGGUGUUGGCCUUGGCCCCACACUGGACUUUGUCAUUGCUGUCAAUCCAAGCAUCAUUGUGACGGCUUUCAUGGGAACCUCAGUGAUUUUCAUUUGCUUCACUCUCAGCGCUCUCUACGCCAAGCGCAGGAGCUACCUGUUCCUCGGAGGCACACUGAUGUCUGGCCUCUCCCUCCUGUUCCUGAUGUCUGUGAUGAACAUGUUCUUUGGAUCUGUGAUGCUGUUUAAGGCGCACAUGUACCUCGGGCUGCUCAUCAUGUGCGGCUUUGUCCUGUUUGACACUCAGCUCAUCAUUGAGAAAGCAGAGAACGGAGACAAGGACUACGUCUGGCACUGUGUGGACUUGUUCCUUGAUUUCAUCACCAUCUUCAGGAAACUGAUGGUCAUCCUCGCCAUGAACGAUAAGGACAAGAGGAAGGAGAAGAAGUAAAGAGUCUGAGUGGCUGCAAAUUAAAAACAAUCUGUCAGACAAGGUACAAAUUGCAACGCACUUGGUGCUUUUCACUUCCUGUCUUCAUUUAUUGAAUUAACUCCUAUGUGGUCUUAUAUUAUCGAAAAUUUGUUUUGAUUUAUUUUUUAAACUUACAACCAGGGUUGAAUGUAAGUUUAUGGUAAACUAAUGCUAGUCCCCUCAUGGCUGUGAAUGGACAAUAGAGUAAUGCUGCAGUGAACACGCUUGGCCUGUAGAGGGGAGUGUUGCCCUAUAAAGACUCCCAGAAGCUGAGCAGAAGAUUUUCAUAUUACUGUUAUUUAGUGCCAUAAAGUAAUAACAUGAUAGGCUCCUUCUUAGUGGGUCAUGUGAGCUUCUGAGACCGAUCAUUGUUGUCUUUUAAGUUAUGUAAUUUCAGUCGUUGAUUUGCUUAUUUAUAGUUUUCCUCAGUUCUCUUUAGUGCAGUGUCACAGGAUAUGAAGUCCCAUGAUUUUGACAACAGAUCUUCCCUCUGAGAAUUUUCACCUGUAUUUGUUUUGUUCCCACAAAUUUUGUUUUGUGAUAAACAUUUUGAGUAAGAAUGGUGACGCCUGGUAAUAUUUACUCAUCAUAAUCAACGCUGACUGAUUUAGACUCACGGCCGCUCGGUGGUUAGGAUUUUGGACUUUUGGCCGGUGGAGGAGGAAGAGGCAAUCUGUCCAUAUUUUCAAUGUGGAUCAUGACAAAGACGUGAAUUAUUCAGACCUCUCCCAGUGUAAAUUUCUCUAAAUAUCUGUUGUCUAGGAAUUAGUUUGCCAAAUGAUACGCCGUUAACCUUCGAUUUUUUGAAAGUGUAUACUGUGAAGAAUUUAUUUUAUUGAUGUAAAAUUGAAACUAAUAAUUUGAUACAUUUGCUCAAAUAAAUGUGUUGAACGUA
This is a messenger RNA of Chelmon rostratus (copperband butterflyfish), 1838 nucleotides long. RefSeq names its product testis enhanced gene transcript (BAX inhibitor 1) (gene tmbim6). Gene Ontology annotation, biological process: negative regulation of endoribonuclease activity; negative regulation of apoptotic signaling pathway; cellular response to unfolded protein. The transcript has 10 exons. Bases 209 to 922 code for a protein of 237 amino acids. Gene Ontology annotation, cellular component: mitochondrial membrane. Gene Ontology annotation, molecular function: enzyme binding. The record is from RefSeq and is a predicted model, not a curated record. Lineage: Eukaryota; Metazoa; Chordata; Actinopteri; Chaetodontiformes; Chaetodontidae.